This is a messenger RNA of Myotis brandtii (Brandt's bat), 5232 nucleotides long. RefSeq names its product karyopherin alpha 6 (importin alpha 7) (gene KPNA6). Lineage: Eukaryota; Metazoa; Chordata; Mammalia; Chiroptera; Vespertilionidae. Gene Ontology annotation, molecular function: protein binding; nuclear import signal receptor activity. The coding region runs from base 1070 to 2680 and encodes 536 amino acids. Gene Ontology annotation, biological process: NLS-bearing protein import into nucleus. The transcript has 14 exons. The record is from RefSeq and is a predicted model, not a curated record. Gene Ontology annotation, cellular component: nucleoplasm; nucleus; cytoplasm.
AAAAAUGAAAAAUAAUAAAGGAGAUGAUAGGUGCGAGUGGGAAAACCUGGGGCCAGGGAACCAGUGAGGAGGCAGGCAAAAUAGAGCAGAAGGUACUGAAGAGGUCUGACCUUGAGCAGUGGCAGUAGAAAGAGAAAGAUAGUACUCCCUUUCCUGACCCUGAGUUUUAAAGUUAGCUUCUUGAGUUGUUUCCCUUAACUGGUGACCACACUAGAGCUGGCAAUUUGUUGUGUCAGGACCUAGAAGCCCAGAUCCCUCAUCCUGCUUCCAAAAGACAGCUUCCCCUUGGGACCAGUGACUUGAAGUCAUAGCUUUCCUGUGUGUUGAGGUGAGGAACAGGACGGGCCUGUCAUCCAAAAAGAGAGGCCUAAUAUGUACCAGCCAUAAAAUUUCAUGAUUCAAAAGGCAUGAAAACACUCAAGGCUCCCAUUUCCUAAUCUCUAAAAAGGGAAAUCACUUUCCAUGCUUUGUGUGAGUCACAGACCUGUUCGUUUGUUUAUUUACUCAACAGUUAUGUAUGGAGCACAUACCAUGUGCCAGAUACUGUACUGGGUGUUGGGAGAUAUUGAUGAAAAAAAUACAGAACCGACCUCUGCCCUCAGAGAGCUUGCUGCGAAAAUAAAUGAAAUACAGUAGCUCUGCCAACUAUAAAGCACUGCACUGGUCUCAUUUUUCUAAUUUUAACUCCCAAUAAGAUUGUAAUCCUGGUUACUCUUGUCUUCUUUAUUUUCUUCUCUCUAUAUCCUUGAGCAAGUCAUUUCGCCUCUUCAAGUGAGCCUUUAUUCAUAUCCAGUGCAGGGUCUAUGAUUGGCUUUGAUAUCAAUCUCUCUCCACCCACCCUUUCCAUAGUCCAUCCCUAUUCUCCGACUUUAGGAGCUGCAGUCUCUUUAAAUGCGCUCUUGUGUGUCAGCGACCCUGUGGGGCUGAGAGCGCAUUUCUUCCCGGGCUUGACUGUUAGGUUGUUUGUCCGUUUGGGGCUUCCGUCCGGCGGGUCCGCCAUAUUGUCUGCUGAAGCUGCCGCCGGAGCCGCCGCCGCUGCCGCCGCCAAGUAGGAGCGAGCGGAGCCGCGAUGGAGACCAUGGCAAGCCCAGGGAAAGACAAUUAUCGGAUGAAGAGCUAUAAGAACAAUGCCCUAAACCCUGAGGAAAUGAGGCGAAGAAGAGAGGAAGAGGGCAUUCAGCUUCGGAAGCAGAAGCGGGAGCAACAACUAUUUAAACGGAGAAAUGUAGAGAUGAUUAAUGAAGAAGCUGCCAUGUUCGAUAGUCUCCUCAUGGACUCCUACGUGAGCUCUACCACUGGGGAGAGUGUGAUCACAAGAGAGAUGGUAGAGAUGCUCUUUUCUGAUGACUCUGACCUGCAGUUAGCAACCACACAGAAAUUCCGGAAACUGCUCUCUAAAGAGCCUAGCCCUCCAAUAGAUGAAGUUAUCAACACGCCAGGAGUGGUGGAUCGGUUUGUGGAGUUUCUGAAGAGGAAUGAGAAUUGUACAUUACAGUUUGAAGCUGCCUGGGCUCUAACCAACAUUGCCUCUGGAACCUCUCAGCAGACCAAAAUUGUCAUUGAAGCAGGGGCUGUCCCCAUUUUUAUAGAGCUGCUUAACUCGGACUUUGAGGAUGUACAGGAACAGGCAGUCUGGGCACUGGGAAACAUAGCUGGAGACAGCUCCGUUUGCCGAGAUUACGUCUUGAACUGUUCCAUCCUUAAUCCUUUGUUAACGCUCCUUACAAAAUCCACACGACUGACAAUGACACGGAAUGCAGUCUGGGCCCUGUCAAACCUCUGCCGAGGGAAGAACCCACCUCCAGAGUUUGCAAUGGUCUCCCCUUGUUUGCCUGUGCUGUCUCGCCUCCUCUUCAGCAGUGACUCAGAUUUGCUGGCAGAUGCUUGCUGGGCCCUUUCUUAUUUGUCUGAUGGCCCCAAUGAGAAGAUCCAGGCGGUCAUAGACUCUGGAGUCUGCAGGAGAUUGGUAGAGCUUCUAAUGCAUAAUGAUUACAAAGUGGCUUCUCCUGCCCUGAGAGCUGUGGGUAACAUCGUCACUGGGGAUGACAUCCAAACCCAGGUCAUUCUCAACUGUUCAGCACUCCCUUGCCUCCUCCACUUGCUGAGCAGCCCCAAGGAGUCAAUUCGGAAAGAAGCUUGCUGGACCAUUUCAAAUAUCACUGCUGGCAACAGGGCUCAAAUACAGGCUGUCAUAGAUACAAACAUCUUCCCUGUGCUGAUCGAAAUUCUUCAGAAAGCAGAGUUCCGUACAAGGAAAGAGGCAGCCUGGGCCAUCACCAAUGCCACAUCUGGAGGAACCCCUGAGCAGAUCAGGUACCUGGUAUCACUGGGUUGCAUCAAACCCCUUUGUGAUUUGCUGACUGUAAUGGAUUCAAAGAUUGUUCAAGUGGCCCUCAAUGGACUGGAGAACAUCCUUCGGCUUGGAGAACAAGAGAGCAAGCGCAGUGGCUCAGGAGUAAAUCCCUACUGUGGCCUCAUCGAAGAAGCCUAUGGCUUGGAUAAAAUUGAGUUUCUCCAGAGCCAUGAGAACCAGGACAUCUACCAGAAGGCCUUCGACCUCAUUGAGCACUACUUUGGUGUAGAAGAUGAUGAUAGCAGCCUGGCUCCCCAAGUGGAUGAAACACAACAGCAGUUCAUCUUCCAACAGCCUGAGGCCCCCAUGGAGGGCUUCCAGCUAUAAUGUCUGCCUCCGGGGAGGGGAUGGGAUGGGAAGCACCACCAACCAGCGGAAAAGCAGCCCUCUGGUGGGCGGGAAACCAGCCCCCCACCACCAGCCACCACACACCUCUGCUGCCCUGGAAACUGUGCUCUUGACCUGCUCCACCCCCUUCCCUUUGAGGGAGCACCCUCUGGACAGACAGAACCAUCUGAGGCUCAUAUUUGGGUUUUGUGACAAGAAGGGGACGUGUUGGGUUUUUCUUCCUUACACUCUAUUUUGGCUGCACAUAUGUCUUUAACCCAGGAGCCCAGGGUAGACAAAGGAGGACUGAGGUAAUCAAUUUUGCACCUUUUUUAUGUUUAUUUUUUCUUUAGUAGUGACUUCCUUCCCUUUUAUCUUCCUUCGUCCUUCCCAGUUCUCUGCCCUGAUUUGUGUAACUCUUAUCUUGGGUACUUGAGCAGAUGGAAUAUUCCAGAAGUAGGGGGUGGGAGGGGAAGAGAGAAAUCCCAAAAAAGUAUUCUCACUCUGACAGAAUAUUAAUCUUGUAUGCUUGGAUUGAGUUAUUUAAUUUUUUUCUUUUGCACAUUUUUCUUGUAUUAAGGUUGCUCUUUCCAAGAACCAUGAGUUCCUGGUUUUAGGAAUCCCAGCUGCCAGCAUUGUCUGGGACUAGAGGCUGAGGGGGAGGUCACCAUAAGACAGGGCCCUUCCCCCCACCCCUCUCUAAUCUCUGCCCAGACCUCUUUAGUUUGGGAGAUCCCCCUCACUCUCCUGGGCAACUACACCAGUGGGAGUGGAGGGGAGGAGCACAGGCCUUUCAGACGGGGCUUCCCAUGUGUCGCUACUGAUCCCAUGUUUCCUACCCACCUUCCAAUGGUGCGACCCAACUUCAUUUGUUUACUUGAAAAUUCCCCUCGGAGCUGAAUGAACCUCUGAGGUAGCUGUAUUUUCUCCUAAGCACGAGACAGGGGGCUGUGAUCCUUCCUUUCUCCUGAGGAGAAAGUCCUUGCUCUGGUGACCCAUAAGUUGCAGAGGAGGUUGGAGUGAGAGUGUCAUGUAUUGGGAUAGCCAGGGAUCCCUACCUUUUGGCCUUUCUUCCUCUUCCAUAGUUGGAUCAUGUAUAUUUUAUUUCCAAAGGAGAGAAUGUCAAAAAGUUCUGUAUUUUUUUAUAUUCUAUAUAUUAGGUAGGUCAAUCUUAAUUGGUCUUGAGAGGAAGAACUGUAAUUUCUGUUAGUAGGGUACUGUGAGGAAGACCACAAAGAAAUGUGGAAGCUCCCUCAGGAGGCCUGAGCUUGGUCCUUUUCUUCUCUGCUUGGAUUCUGGGCCACCACUGGGGACCAACCCUUAGCUCUGGAACCUUUAUGUAGCAUGUCAGCCUGGUCUGAUUGUCCCAGUACCUGAAGGAAGCAAGGAUGACCCAGGGUGUGGUGAAGUAUAACACUCUAAUCUUUCCUGUGAGCAUCCUGCUUGCAUCAGAAAACCCAGAAAGUGUCUGCCUUCUUAGAUUUGGUCUCAAAAGACCCUUGUUCACAUAAGUUAUCACUCAUGGCUGACUUUCCUAUUAUCACAGAAACUUAGCAGCCUCAGGACUUUUGUGAGAGUUAUCGAUAUCUUCCCUGUUUGGGAUCCUUGUACCUGGUUUGGGUUUUGCCCUUCCUUGUGACAGUUAUAACCCUAGUGUCUUUUUUUCUUUUCUCUUUGAAUAAAGCUAGUGCAGUGCCACAAUGGCUUGCCUGUGCUUUUGUGAAUUACAUAUGAGAGCAAAGCCCAGUGGUUGAGGAUGGGGGGGAGGAAGUUGUCAGAUAAGUAAGUAUAGACCAACAUUGAGAAGGCACAAUCUGCUCUGCCCCUGCUUUCCUCCGUGGUCAGUCAGUCAGUCAGUCAGAGGUGCCCUGCUCUAAGCUGUAUUUUCCCUUCCCCAGAAACAGUGCCAUUCUUGCUUCCAUUCCUACACAUCCCUGGCUCAGGUGAAAUCCAUGCCCCUCUGCCUACAGGUCUAAGAUUCAGGUGCUCACUGUCAGCCUUGAAUUUGCCUUCAUUCUGGUUUGAGAUCCAACUCCAUAGCCAUUUUCUGAGAAAGGUGGUUUGAGGCUAUAGCUUGUCACUAAAGGUGUGUCAAGGCCAGCUGAGGUGUAUUUAUCCUUCCUCUUUCCUGAAAGAGGAAAGCCAAGAUUUCCCUCCCAAGAUGCUACUCUUCAGCUUAGGAAUGUGACUCAACCCCCAGUCUCCCAGGUAGGCAAGAGGCAGGACCUUUUCCACUUGGCCUGCUGACUCCAUUACAAACUAUUCUAUAGUUCAAAGAAAAACUCCACUCUCACCCCUACCCCCCAUCCUUGUCCAAAGGGGAAAGAAAGCACUUUAGUGGGAUCUACUUUGUACAUCUUAAGCAAUAGUUAAGUCCCUGACAUUGGGACCAAAUUCUUACUGUGAGACCUACACACCCUGCUUUUCCCAACUAUUCCUCCAAAAUCUACUUUCCCUUCAGAUCUGGGCCCUGUACCAGAUGGAAGACUUGAUCCUCUGGCUGCUGCUUAAAGCCAGUUUUCCUCAAAGGCUGAAGUCUCCCAGGGCACAAC